Messenger RNA from Ostertagia ostertagi, 342 nucleotides. The record is from the annotation of a GenBank genome assembly. NCBI's taxonomy places the organism in Eukaryota, Metazoa, Nematoda, Chromadorea, Rhabditida, Trichostrongylidae.
AUGAUGGCUCAGCUCCUGCUCGUUCUCCUAUCAGUAUGCCUCGGUAUCAAUGCCUUUGUGCGUGUUCCCAUGCACAAAACCACUUAUGAACGAAAUUCGUACAAGAUAAACUCAAUUGCUGAAUAUCUGAAGCAGAAGUACAUCAAGGGUUACACUUUCGACUCGAACCUUGCCUACAAUGAGGGUCUUUCUGACUAUUCAAACGCCCAGUACUACGGUACCGUGCAGAUUGGAACCCCUCCUCAGACAUUCCAACUGCUUUUCGAUACUGGAUCCUCCAAUCUGUGGGUGCCGUGCAAAGGCUGCAAGGCUUCCGAUCUAGCUUGCGAUUUCCAUCAGAAG